AUUGCCAACAAGUGUUCCAGAUUCUAUCUUCUAUAGCCAAAUACUUCGAGAGCACUAUUCUAAGUUUGCUCGUUUCUUGAACAAGUUCUACAUCAUUCGGCUCUUGAUAUCGUUGGCGAUCAGUUCUAGUGACUUGUGAGACGAUUGUACAAUAACAUUUUUAAGUAAUUUAAAAAUAGUAAUUGAUAUCAAUUCCUGUUAAAACAUUCUAUUGGAUAAAAUCUAGUGGACGCAGUGGAGCUGCAAAAGGAGAAAACGAUUGAAUUUUUACAAUUCGUUACUUUUGUAAUAGUUUUUAUAGUAAUAUCGUUAUAUUUAUACCGAUUUGCUUUUUAAAACAUAAAAAGAAAAACAAACAUUAGCAAUGGCUAAAGUCCCGGCUGUUGGCAUUGAUCUUGGAACGACGUAUUCGUGUGUCGGGGUUUUUCAACAUGGCAAGGUCGAAAUUAUUGCCAACGAUCAAGGUAACAGGGUCACCCCAUCAUAUGUGGCGUUCACUGACACAGAACGUCUAAUUGGAGACGCUGCCAAAAACCAAGUAGCAAUGAAUCCAAACAAUACAAUUUUUGAUGCGAAGCGUUUGAUUGGGCGCAAAUUUGAUGAUACAACGGUACAAAGCGACAUGAAGCAUUGGCCUUUUGAGGUUGUCAACAGUGAUGGGAAACCGAAACUCCAAGUUGAGUUUAAGGGGGAGAAAAAGUCAUUUUUCCCCGAAGAAGUUUCCUCGAUGGUUUUAACAAAAAUGAGAGAAACUGCUGAAGCAUAUAUGGGGAAAACCGUUAAGGACGCUGUUAUUACUGUGCCAGCGUAUUUCAACGAUUCCCAGCGUCAGGCUACAAAAGACGCUGGUGCCAUUGCUGGCCUCAAUGUCCUUCGAAUAAUAAAUGAGCCAACAGCUGCAGCAAUUGCUUAUGGCUUGGAUAAAAAAGGUGACGUAGAGCGAAAUGUUCUGAUUUUCGAUCUUGGUGGUGGAACCUUUGACGUUAGCAUACUCACCAUUCAAGACGGCAUAUUUGAAGUCAAAUCCACUGCUGGUGAUACUCACUUAGGUGGAGAGGACUUCGAUAACAGAAUGGUAAAUCAUUUUGUGCAAGAAUUUCAACGGAAGCACAAAAAAGAUUUGACAGCAAAUAAGCGCGCAUUGCGACGAUUGCGGACUGCUUGCGAAAGAGCCAAGCGAACAUUGUCUGCAUCCUCACAAGCAAGCAUAGAAAUAGAUUCACUUUGCGAUGGCAUUGAUUUCUACACCUCGAUCACAAGAGCUCGUUUCGAGGAAUUAAAUGGGGAUUUAUUCCGGGGUACUAUGGAACCAGUUUCUAAGGCUAUUCGCGAUGCGAAAAUGGAUAAAGGCCAGAUCCAUGACAUUGUUCUAGUUGGUGGGUCCACAAGGAUACCAAAGGUGCAGAAGCUCCUACAAGAUUUCUUCAACGGAAAAGAACUCAAUAAAUCGAUCAACCCGGAUGAGGCAGUCGCUUAUGGAGCUGCCGUCCAAGCUGCGAUUCUACAUGGGGAUAAGUCGGAAGCCGUUCAGGAUCUUCUGCUUUUGGAUGUAGCUCCGCUUUCUUUAGGAAUAGAAACAGCUGGCGGUGUAAUGACUGUUCUCAUCAAAAGAAACACCACCAUCCCGACCAAACAAACUCAAGUGUUUACAACAUACUCCGAUAAUCAACCAGGUGUACUGAUCCAGGUAUUCGAAGGUGAACGUGCUAUGACAAGGGACAACAAUUUACUAGGUAAAUUUGAAUUAACCGGAAUACCACCAGCACCACGAGGUGUCCCUCAAAUUGAGGUAACUUUUGACAUAGAUGCCAAUGGUAUUCUCAAUGUGACAGCUAUUGAAAAAUCCACGGGUCGGGAAAACAAGAUUACCAUUACAAACGAUAAAGGGCGUCUUAGUAAGGAAGAUAUUGAACGAAUGGUUAACGAAGCCGAAACCUAUCGAAACGAAGAUGAAAAGCAACGUGAACGUAUCAAUUCCAAAAAUGCUUUGGAAUCUUACUGCUUCCAGAUGAAGUCCACAAUCGACGAUGCAAACGUUAAGUCCAAACUUUCCGAUUCGGAUCGUCAAAAUAUUCUACAAAAAUGUAACGAAACUAUUGCUUGGUUAGAUGGAAAUCAGCAAGCUGAAAAGGAGGAGUACGAGUAUAAGCAAAAGGAACUCGAACACAUUUGUAACCCCAUAAUAUCCAGAAUGUACCAACAAGCAGGUGGCGGCCCAUCACCAUCCCGUCCAUCUGGGGGCUCGAGCAGCGGCCCCACAAUCGAAGAGGUUGACUAAGCCAGGAAAAUCUAGAACAAAAAUAUGCAAAUUAAAAAAAAAACAACACACAAUCAAAGAAUACUCGUUUUAAUUUUAUUGGCCAUUUUCAGCUAAUAACAAUAUAAUUUAUUAGUGUUGUUUGCAUCUCCUGUUUAAAUUGCUCACAAUAAAUCAAUUUAUAAUUUAUCUAAAACACAAUUUUUAAUUACUAAAUAAUAGUUCUAUUUAUCUAUCUACACUGUACUUAAUGCGAUAAGUUUACAAUAGUAGGUUCAAUUUUCAUUUUGUUUGCUUUGUCUAAAAUAUAAUAUAGAAGAUAUAAGACUUUAAAUAAAUGUCAAUAUUUUCGAUACGUUUAAGUUGACACGUAAUUUAACGCUUGUUCAAAAAAUUAAUUUCGAUAUGUUAAACAUUUCGAUGGUCGUGUGUUUUGUAUUUUGGUUAAAUGUCCGGUUUAACUAUUUUGUAUGUUAUGUAGAAACAUUUUUGUAUGUUUUUGCAAAGGAUUUUAUUUUUAUAGUAAUGAUGAAAUUAUAGCAACAAAUGUUGUAUGUACAUAUGAAAUAAACUAUUAUGAGACUA
Eupeodes corollae is the source of this 2842-nucleotide messenger RNA. It is a transcript of the gene Hsc70-1, whose product is annotated as heat shock 70 kDa protein cognate 4. Bases 365 to 2278 code for a protein of 637 amino acids. The record is from RefSeq and is a predicted model, not a curated record. Gene Ontology annotation, molecular function: misfolded protein binding; heat shock protein binding; ATP binding. Gene Ontology annotation, cellular component: cytosol; plasma membrane; nucleus. Gene Ontology annotation, biological process: protein refolding; cellular response to unfolded protein; vesicle-mediated transport. The transcript is spliced from 3 exons. NCBI's taxonomy places the organism in Eukaryota, Metazoa, Arthropoda, Insecta, Diptera, Syrphidae.